Molecule: messenger RNA, 1467 nt
Organism: Exophiala bonariae
Lineage: Eukaryota; Fungi; Ascomycota; Eurotiomycetes; Chaetothyriales; Herpotrichiellaceae
Exons: 1
Coding region: 1-1467 (488 amino acids)
Biological process (GO): lipid catabolic process
Molecular function (GO): triacylglycerol lipase activity
Source: RefSeq, a predicted model, not a curated record
AUGGUCAAAGCCAUGUUCUCUACAUUUACAAAGCUCGUUCCGCUCCUGCUCCUUUCCUUAGGAGCUUCACCGCCCACUGUAGCGGCUCAAGAUCUCAGCGCUACUACCUGCACAGGACUAUGUGCGUCUCUAGUAACGAAUUCAUCGACCUGGGAGGCCAGUCAAAAAGUCACCACCGACUAUGCAUUCUAUGACGUACCCUCGAACUUCUCGAAAUCCCUCAAGCCAGGCACACUACUCAAGGUCGAAUAUGUCACCAACUACACCAACUAUACCGUGCCAAGUGGCCUGACCAUGUCACGAAUCUUGUACACAACCAGCGAUUUGAACGGUACCACAUUGCCUACAUCCGCCUACAUCCUGUGGCCUUUUGCACCAUUCCAAAGCCCUCAGCUCAAGGACGGACAAUUUCCCUUCGUGGCAUGGGCACAUGGGACCUCUGGUUUCCAAAAGACCUGCGCACCUAGCAGCUACAAAAGCUUGCAAUACCACUUCAUGGUCCCAUAUAAGCUAGCCCUGGAGGGCAUGGUGGUGGUGGCACCAGAUUACCUUGGCCUUGGGGUCGAUAAAUUGCCAACUGGAGAGCAUAUCGGACAUCCGUAUCUAGCGGGGCCAUCUGUCGCGGCUGACAUCGCAUAUGCAGUGACUGCUGCUCGUGCAGCGUUCCCUGUCCAGCUACCCAAGGAUGGCCCAUUUGUCGGCAUGGGUCAUUCCCAAGGAGGCGGCUCAAUCUGGGCUUUCACGGAACGUUUAGUUGACCACCCUCUUCCCGGAUACAAAGGCUCCGUCAUGCUAGCACCAGCUGUUCAAUACUUUGCUCUUCUGGCGAAACAGUUGGCGGCACUGCCCGAGAUCUUGAGCACUGCCGCCCUCACACUUCAGCCCGCUUUCGUCGCUGCAGUCACGACAGCUUUCCCCGCUUACAACUACUCGGGCUUCACGGCCCUCGGCUACGAUCGAUACAAGAACGUCGUCGAGCCACUCAAAGUAUGUCUGCCCACCUACACCUUGGCCACCAGCACCGAAGACGUGAUUUUCAACACCACCAAGCCCGGCUGGUACCAAGACCCCACCGUACAGAGAUACGCCGAGUUCACCGAGCACGGCCACCGGAAGCUGAAAGGCCCAAUCCUGAUGCUGGCCGGCGAGCGCGACGCCGCCGUCCACUACCCGAGUCUCCUCGAGAUUGUCAAUGGCACCUGCUCCUUGCUGACACAGGAGAAAUGGGGCGAAUCCAUUGACUUUGUCACCUACAAGGACAUGGACCACUUCCCGAUGAUCCAAGCCAGUUCGGCGCGAUGGCUGUCGUGGAUCAAAGAUCGCCUGGCGGGAAAGCCCGCCCCGAAGCCCGGCUGCUCCUCCGCCGUCGUCAAGGGCUUCAGGUCCGAGUUCACCGAACAAAGUACCGCUCCCAACUUCUUCCUCGACGCAAUCCCUCCCUCCGCUCCUUAUCAGGCAGCUUUCUGA